AUGUCGUCUCUGAGAUUUGGGUCGAUCCCAAAGAUCGGUCGAUCUGAGGAGAAGAGCGUGUCAUCAAAAACCAACCCCUCAAAAUCAACAAAUGCAAGAGGACAAGGUUCUGUGGAUAAUUGGACCGGUCCUGCUGUCAAGAGUGCCCGGCCAGACAUGGACACCUCUAGGUUUCAGACACCCGGUGUGCCAAGCUCAAGCAGAAUACCUCCGGGACCAGCCAGGAAACCGCAGCCUAGGCAAGGGAGCUCACGGCCACCAUUAACACACCAGGACAAAUCUUGGGGAUCCAGUUCUACUCAAACUAUAAUAUCUGGCCCUGCCAGGUCAACCUCUGAAUCCAUCCCCGUUCCUUCCACUACGCCCGUGGAGGAAAAGAAGCGACCCGUCCGAAACGUUUUGCGAAGAAGGUCUUCAAACAUGAUCCAAGAGGCCGUUGAACAUCGCAAAGAAAUCAGGAUUGUCCCGCAAAGGAACGACUCUGCUUCCUCUGUACCUCGCUCUGUAAUGUCACCAGAAUCUUUCACCAGCUCACAAUACGAUCGGAGCAUCACCGAGUCGCCUGCCGAGAUCCAAGUUGCGAUGCGGGUCGAGCUCCCGACCACAAACGCCCAGACAGUACGCAUCUACCCAGAGUUGGAUCGUUAUGGAGGCGCAAGGCCAUACCAUGCAGGUACCGGUUCUUCGAUAGAAGUUCCCUAUCCCCUUUCCACUCACGAUCUCCCGCCACCUACGCCUCUCUUCUCUGGAACCAGCAGCCAAAUCAGCGGGUAUAGCGGCAGCCCUUCUACUGGAUUCUCUGGCUCUCCUGGUAUUUGUCCAUACAGCAGGGACACCACUCCCACGACCUCAAUUCCGUCGCAGUCGCCGGCGCUCGUUGCACCAGGGCGAUUUGCUGCCACUAAAAUGAAGCAGAACAGUCCCGCUAGCGGUCAGAGUUCCAGGCCGCCAGUCACACGGAGGAGAGCUGGAAGCAUACCGAACGAAGCUAGUGGUGCGGCGGGCGCUGACCCUCAUGGCCUUGCAGUCGUCAGGGAGGCACUCAACUCAUCAUCAUCAGGCUCGACAGUCCGCGGUGGCGACAGAAAAGCUGAACUUGAACCAGAGCCCGAAGGCGGAAAGAGGGCCAGAAGAAGACUCGGCACGGUACCGCCUAGUCCUCCUCCUAGAACUUCAUCCGAGAAACACAAGGACAGGGGGCCGGAGGCGUCUCCUUCAAAGCAAGCUCGUCAGCCCGCACCACUAAUGAUGACCUCACAGACAACGGAAGGACGUGCGCAGAAACCAACUGUCAGCAGGAUACAGCCCCCUAGCCCUUCUGUUCUGCCAAGGGCAACACCUCCGAUCAGGCCGAGUCGAGAUGGAACUCCGGAUUUGCUUUCGCAGUAUGGAAUGCCCAUGCCCAUUAUUCAAAGCAAUCUCUCGUCGACUUCGAUCGGGGAGAGACGCCAGAGUCUUCCUAUGAGCCCUGGAGCCAACACCAUUGCCAGCCCGAGAUACCAGGGUGCCAGAUCUGCGACACCUUCGCAGCUGCCACCACCAUCCAAACUUCCCCAUGGACGCGAGCCCACCCCUGCACCCCGGACUGUUGAGACUCGCAGACCCAGCCAUGGAUCGGCGACCAGCCGGAGUCCUAGCCCCGGCAUCACCAACUUCAGGACGCGAUUUCUCUUCGGGCGACGGAAGACUGCAGGUGAUGAACCCUCAAAGACAUCCGAAAAGGCCACCGAAAAGAAGGAAAAGCCUCUUAGAAAAGGGCCUGCUGCCGGCACGGGACACGAAGGUUAUGGGCGUGUCGGCAUGCCCCACAGGCGCCGCAGCAGCCUCAGCCGCGGGAUUGCCGGCACAAUGUCCUCGCAAGAAAGCCUGGAGAGCAGGUUGUCCGACGAUCCGUUUCUGCAGGAACGUACCAAGCCCGUCGUGAUCGCUGGUGGUGAGGUUGUUCAGAACAACAACAUUGGAUCCGCGAAAAGUGACCAGAAUCUGCCGGCAGGUGCCUCGAGAAACAUGUCAGAUAUCUCGCUUUCAUCUCAAGGGGACCGUAAUACAUUGUGGCCAUCACCCUUUCCCAAAGCUUCAACCACCGCUGGCCGCCGUCAAUCAGACGUCAGUGACUCCGAGGGACCAGCCUUGGAAAUGAGAUCUACGCUGGCCUAUAGAAGGUCAAUGCAAAAGCUCAAAGACGGCGGAGACCAGUCGGCCUUGAGACUUCCGAAGCCCAUCAACACUCGAUCGCCACGAGAGAUUACUUCGCCAACCAUGACCAGCCAUGACACGAGCAUUCUAUCAGACGACAGUAUAAUCGAAAUGACUACUGGCCGUGUGUUGCAGGGACCAAGGGCAACGCCAUCAGCCUCCGUUGGGCCCAAGAAACUGACCAAGAGAGCCAGAUCGCCACGCAAGUGGAAUAUCUUUGGGCGCUCAAGCAGCCAAGUACCGUCCACUACCAGCAGGGAACCAACCCCAGUGGAGUCCCGCAAGGUGACUGCCCAAGUGCAGGUCAAGCCUGCCCCGAAAGCCAAGGCGUUCUAUACUAUGGACAUGUCGGAGCAGGAAGACAACGGUGACCCCGCCGCUGCGGCGCAAAAAGCCCUAUUGGAGGCACAGUUACUCGAGUCACCCCCUCAACAGCCGGUGCAGCCUCAGCCACCAACGCACCCGCACAUACCACCGAUGGGUAGGCGCCAAUCUGUACGCAGAUCAGUCACGAGCCCCAUGGAGUCUAGGCGCGGCGGCCUUGAUGAAGUACCUGCCCAGACGGGGGCUUCUAAGCUCCCAAUGGGCCCAGGGAAGCGUGCUUCGCUCACCAAGUCAAAACCCUCCGAGAUUGCUCCCCGCGGUGGCGUAGUCUCGCCGCAACUGCGAUCUCCACCGACAACUAUACCUGCAUACAGACGGACCUCUGUCAAUAGAGCCGUUUCAGCUGACCAAGAUGCGAAGCGCGGUGGACUUGUUGACCCCGCAUUCCAAGUACAGAAGCCACAGCAAACAUCCAAGGCCGAGAGAUACACCACCCCAACUCAGGAGUCUCCAGCGCCAUCGACCGAACCAGCUAUUUUGGACCAGCAACCGGCGACAAGGAGAGCCGGUCGACCCAGCCGCUUGCCCCAGGUUGGCCGAAUCCCCAAGGUGGUCAGCGCCCGACCUGAGCCCACAUCGCCAAAGAGCUUCUCGCGCCCGUUCCAUCGGAUCAGUCUCCUGCCACCGUCCCGCGACGAAACGGGGGACAUCACCUCGAUAGCAAAGGGACCAAGUCCGCCCAAGACCGCAAGUCCCGAGCCAGAGCCUGCCGAGUGCUUCUCGGACGAAGAAAUGGAGACAACGACUGUGCACGAUACUCAGGCCGUGACUAACUCUCCCCAGCGCCUCUCGCGAGAGAUGACACCUGAUAUUGGCAAGUUCAUCAACGACUUUCUCUCGUUCCCGCCGCGCAAAAACUCGCACUCGACAUCAUGUACUACCACCUCCUCGAGCUCCAACGGCAUGUAUUGCUACGCAGAUGCUACCGCUGUGGUACCGGCUCCCAAUGCACCCCUUGCCGAGGACGAGGUUUGGCUGGAGUAUGACGACUUGAUCGGCGAGGAAGGCCUCAGAGUCCCAGCCUCCCCAAGCUCGUCUCAUGGCACGCCUUUCCAUCUGGAAGAAUACGCCGCAAGUUUGACGAAGCCGGGCGGAGAGCAGUUGGAGUCUCCUACUUUCAGUCCUCAUCCAGCCCCACAUGUAGAGAUGAAGGACGAUGCUAGGGAAGACAAACACGAGAAGGAGCCAAUUCCUUCAAGCAUCUACAGCACCGACGAGACGAAUAUUUUGAACGAGGCUUUGGAGAUGGGAAUCAUUCCGAUUUCGUCCCCUUUUGUCACUCAAGACUUCAAUGAUUACAACGAGGCCGGCAGGCAGAAGCAAACCCUGCCACCCAGGCCACAGGCUGUUGCCGCUGACACGGCUGCGGUAUCAAGCGCAUCGACUCGUGCUGCUGCCGCCCAACGCAGCGGCGCGUCAUCUUCGGUCAGCGACAGCCCCCGCCGCAGGAACAAUAAGCGCGUAUCGGUCUCGAGCGGCUCGAGCGGCCUCAGCGACGACAACUCGCCCUUGUCACAGGUUAAUCUGCGCGUUGGCUCGAUGACGGUGAGCAAAUGGCUCACGUUUGGCCACGUACUGUUCAGCCCCGUGCGUGACGAGCUCGUCCCCGUUGAUGGGUCCCUAAAGCGGCAUUCAAUCCUCGUCAUAGAUGGCCUCGGCAACGACGACUGGUCCUUUUACGCAGCCGAAACGUACCCCGAGGCCACCUUUUUCAACCUGUCGCCCCGGGCUCCGCUACCCAAGCCAUCGCAGAAGAACGCCGAAGGCAGUUUUCCUCUUAGCCCGCCGAAUCACCAUCAGAUCCAGUACAAGUCACACAUGGACAAGUUUCCGUUUGGCGCCGAGAGCUUCAUUGCGGUUGUUUUCCGAUUCCCAGCUGCAGCACCCGAGGCGGCCUUCAGGAACAUUGUGGCGGAGGCGCACCGAGUGCUCAAGCCGGGUGGGUUCAUUGAGCUGUCGAUUCUGGACCUGGACCUAAACAACAUGGGCAACCGGUCGCGGCGGAUGGUCCGGCGCCUCAAGGAGCGCAUCCACGCCGUUGCCCCAGAGACGUGUCUUAGCAGCACGGCGGAUCUGCUGCUCAAGCUGGUCGGUCGCAAGGGUUUCGUCGACAUCAAGUCGUGCCGGGUCGGCGUGCCCGUUGCUUCGGCGACUCCCGGGGGCCCACCGACAGCAUCCAACAAGGCGAAGAACAGGCGAAAGGACGAGCGUUCCCUCGCCGAGAUGAUAUCGGAUGACGGCCCCGUGGCGGACGAGAGCAUCACCAAGAUGGUGGCCAAGGUGGGCCGUUGGUGGUUCAGCCGCUGCUACGAGAACGGAGUGCUCGGUGCCAACAGCAUGUGGAACGACCGGUGCCUGUUGGGCGAGUGCGAGGAGUGGGGGACGAGCCUCAAGCUGAUGGUUUGUCAUGCCCGGGUCCCCGACGCAAGGACGAGAGUUGCGAGUAUUUGA
This is a messenger RNA of Pyricularia pennisetigena, 5031 nucleotides long. RefSeq lists its product as uncharacterized. The record is from RefSeq and is a predicted model, not a curated record. NCBI's taxonomy places the organism in Eukaryota, Fungi, Ascomycota, Sordariomycetes, Magnaporthales, Pyriculariaceae. The coding region runs from base 1 to 5031 and encodes 1676 amino acids. The transcript has a single exon.